UUUUGGAUGUGUAUGUUGAACUUCAUUACCCAUGCACCUCUUCGCUAUGUCGUAAAAAAUCCCUCAUCCAAUCGCUUGUAUUAACCCGUGACGAAGACAAGACAACAGCUACAGAAGACAUGGCAGAAAGAGGCUACAGUUUCUCCCUCACCACAUUCAGCCCUUCGGGCAAACUGGUGCAGAUUGAGUAUGCCCUAGCAGCGGUUGCUGCAGGAGCUCCAUCAGUUGGAAUUAAAGCUGCAAACGGAGUGGUUCUUGCGACAGAAAAGAAACAGAAGUCCAUACUCUACGAUGAGCAGAGUGUGCACAAGGUGGAGCCCAUUACAAAACACAUUGGCAUGGUGUACAGCGGAAUGGGUCCAGACUACAGGGUGCUUGUGAGAAGAGCAAGGAAACUGGCCCAGCAGUACUUCCUGGUGUACCAGGAGCCCAUCCCCACGGGACAGCUUGUACAGAGGGUGGCUUCAGUCAUGCAGGAGUACACUCAGUCAGGAGGUGUGCGCCCAUUCGGUGUAUCGCUCCUGAUUGCUGGGUGGGAUGAGGACCGUCCCUACCUGUUCCAGUCCGACCCCUCUGGUGCUUACUUUGCCUGGAAAGCCACGGCCAUGGGGAAGAACUAUGUGAAUGGGAAAACAUUCCUCGAGAAGAGGUACAACGAGGACCUGGAGUUGGAGGAUGCCAUUCAUACAGCCAUUUUAACACUCAAAGAAAGUUUUGAGGGUCAAAUGACAGAAGACAACAUUGAAGUCGGCAUCUGUAACGAGAACGGAUUCAGGCGCCUAUCCCCCGCUGAGGUCAAGGACUACCUGGCCGCCAUUGCUUAGCUUGUGUGUAAUAUUUCAUGUAAUGGAACAUUUAAGAUACUGUAUGAGCAGUUUCGCAGCAUUUUUAUAAGUCUUGUUUUUUGUUGACAUAAAAAAAAUAAUAAACCAAGUCCGGAUGGAAAAUA
This is a messenger RNA of Engraulis encrasicolus (European anchovy), 949 nucleotides long. It is a transcript of the gene psma2a, whose product is annotated as proteasome 20S subunit alpha 2a. The coding region runs from base 120 to 824 and encodes 234 amino acids. Gene Ontology annotation, cellular component: proteasome core complex; proteasome core complex, alpha-subunit complex. The transcript is spliced from 8 exons. The record is from RefSeq and is a predicted model, not a curated record. NCBI's taxonomy places the organism in Eukaryota, Metazoa, Chordata, Actinopteri, Clupeiformes, Engraulidae. Gene Ontology annotation, biological process: ubiquitin-dependent protein catabolic process; proteasomal protein catabolic process.